Molecule: messenger RNA, 168 nt
Organism: Nematocida ausubeli
Lineage: Eukaryota; Fungi; Microsporidia
Exons: 1
Coding region: 1-168 (55 amino acids)
Source: RefSeq, a predicted model, not a curated record
AUGGCAAGAGCACAGCAGGAACUUCUUACGCACUCAAAGCGGUCUGGAGGACAUUUAAAGCCGCACAAAGGAAAGAACUUUAACAGAGAGAAAAAAAAGCUGAAGAGAGGAGUGGUUAAGCUGGGGAAAAUAGACACUGCAGUCAAGUCAAUUAAGUUUGAUGACUAG